CCGUUUAUCGCGGAAGUAAACAUAAAGAAGCCGAGAGAUUUAAGGCUGCGUCACAAAGUUCUGGCUCAAAGUGUCUGAAAUCUGCCUGGAGUCUGGUUCACUGAGAGCGGCCAGCAGCGUUUUAUCCUUCCCUGUGUUGCGGAGUUCGGUGCAGUUCGGGAUGUCGGUGACGGUGAAGGCCUACCUGCUGGGGAAGGACGAGUCGGUGAAGGAGAUCCGGAGGUUUGCGGUGGAUCAGGACGUUUCCUGCAGUUUCGAGUAUCUGAGCAAGAAGACAGCCAGUGUGUUCAGCAACCUGAAGAGCUCCAGCUUCAGCCUGUUCUACAGAGAUGAAGAUGGAGACCUGGUGGCGUUUUCCUCUGACGAUGAGCUGAUGAUGGGGCUGGGCUGUAUGAAGGACGCCACGUUCCGCCUCUUCAUCAAAGAGAAAAAGGAGCACCGCCGAGACUUCCCUCUUCAUGCCUUCCCACCUUUCGCCUUUGGCCCUCCUGCACCUGGAGCUCCUCAUCCCCCACCCCCUCACCUGGCCCCUCCCCCCAUCCUUCACCCUAACGUCACCUGUGACGGCUGUGACGGCGCUGUGGUCGGGACGCGCUUCAAGUGUUCGGUGUGCCCGAACUACGACCUGUGCUCCACCUGCCAGGCCCGCGGAACGCACACUGAGCACGCUCUGCUGCCCAUCUGGCACCCGCUGCAGGUACCACACCUGUGGUUUCCUCGAGGGAAGUGGAUGAAGAGGAUGAGACACUGCAUGUGGAACCAGAACCUGAACCAGAACCAGGCUCAGGACCAGGACCAGGACCCAGAACCGAACCAAGACCAGGACCAAGCGGGACCCUUCAGACCUGCAGCUGACUGCAGCGCCUCCUCUGCCUCCCAGGCCAACAUGACGUUUCUGAAGAACAUCGGCGAGGGCGUGGCGGCCAUGUUGAGCCCGCUAGGUAUCGAUGUGGACAUCGACGUGGAGCACGAAGGUCAGAGGACGAAGGUAGCCCCGCCCACUUCAGGUGGGGGUGUGGAGGGUGACGUGGAGAUGGAUAGGGCCAGCAGUGAGGGCGGGGCCAGCCGUGAGGGCGGGGCCAGCCAUGAGGGCGGGGCCAACCAGGGGCCAAAGGUGAACAGGGACUCAGAUGAGGAGUGGACUCACCUGAGCUCCAGAGAGGUGGACCCUUCCACAGGGGAGCUGCAGUCUCUGCAGCCCGGCUACCAGGAGCCCCUGUCUGGGGGCCAGCAGGGGCCCACAGGUCUGAGGGAGGCGGCCCUGUACCCCCACCUGCCUCAAGAGGCGGACCCCGGCCUGGUGGAGUCUCUGUCCCAGAUGCUGUCAAUGGGCUUCACCGACGAGGGCGGCUGGCUGACCCGCCUCCUCCAGGCAAAGAACUUCGACAUCGGAGCUGCUCUAGACGCCAUCCAGUACGCCAAGCAGCCCCGCCCACAGCCCUGAUGACAUCAUCACCACCUCACCGCUGACAUCAUAGUAUACGUUCAACAAGAUGAAUCUGUUUCCUUUAUUUCUGAGCUCAUGUUCUGUCAGUGGCGCGUCAAUACUUAUUGAUCACUGUUAGUCAAUACUUACUGAUCACUGUUAGUCAAUACUUUUACUCGUUGAUCACUGCUAAUCAAUACUUUUACUUAUUAAUUACUGUUAACCUUUACUUAUUGAUCACUGUUAAUCAAUACUUUUACUUAUUAAUUACUGUUCAUCAAUACUUUUACUUAUUGAUCACUGUUUCUGCUCUGAUCUUUGUCUGACAGUUUGUUAGUCAAUAAAACUGAGUUUAAACUGAA
This is a messenger RNA of Amphiprion ocellaris (clown anemonefish), 1788 nucleotides long. RefSeq names its product sequestosome 1 (gene sqstm1). The coding region runs from base 161 to 1444 and encodes 427 amino acids. Gene Ontology annotation, cellular component: amphisome; aggresome. NCBI's taxonomy places the organism in Eukaryota, Metazoa, Chordata, Actinopteri, Pomacentridae. Gene Ontology annotation, biological process: aggrephagy; mitophagy; endosome organization. The transcript has 8 exons. Gene Ontology annotation, molecular function: zinc ion binding; K63-linked polyubiquitin modification-dependent protein binding; protein kinase C binding. The record is from RefSeq and is a predicted model, not a curated record.